AUUAAAGCCUCGUUGAGUCCAUGUGUUUGUCUUCAUGUUCAAAUGACCCGCAUCGAUCGAUAGGGCUGGAGAACACGAGGAUGAGUCCGAUUUCUAGAAAAGAGUCUUCUCAGCCAAAGUUGAUCCCUAUCCUCUGGCCCCUCGACGUUACAUACGAUGACCGUCGUUCCAACCUCACCUCAGAGCCCAAUUUCGGGUGGUCCGUUACCUCAAUACGGGUAUGGCUCUGAUCACACUUUCGAUCGCCUUAUCCAGGACAACCAUUUUUUGUUUCGUGUAUACACUCCGAAGCAACGCUCCCCAUUCUUUGAUACCACUGAGCCCUACUUCGUUGGCCAGAAGUACAACGAGCAAUUUAGAGAGGCCGCAGAACGGCUUCGACAGCCCUUUACAGGCCAGUCAGUAGCUUCAACGAGCAGUUACGCGGAUGUUGCUCAGCACAUGGACUGGACGCAGAGACACAUGUCUCCUUAUAUCUCAACUACGUUCAGCUUUGCCUGGGCUAUUUGGGAGGCCACCCGUAGAUAUCGGGUUGGUCUCAAGCACGAUAUUGAAAUCGCCAUUAUUGAUGCACGCCAGCUCGCCGGUCGAGCUGCAACCGCCCUAGAGCUACUAAGAAAGGGCUCGCCCAAUGAAAGGCAUCUGGACUAUUGGAAGUGGUACAGAUUCGCCCUGGAGUCGCAAGACGUUCUUGUUCAUGGAUCUAUCCCCAGUUCGGCUGUUCUAGCCUCAGUCCCCCUCCUGAACAUCAUGGACAAACUCCCAUCAUACUUCCUCCGCCAAGACACUCUCGUCGACAAGAGGGCGUCUUCUUCACAGUUUGAUAUCCUAUCAUGGGAUACUAUGGAUCGCAAGCCCAGUUUCCGCCAGUUCUGCCAAGACAUGUCAGAUCAGUUCUUGCACCUUCCAACUGAGCAUCGUCUUCGCGAUGCAACCGGAAGUUCUGUCCGCUUGGCAAUGGCAUUUCUGCGUCCCUGGUUCCAUAGCGUUGUCGUCGCCGAUUUCACCGAAGCGACUGAGACUGCUUGCAGUCUUGCGUUCAUAAUUGCGCAAUGGCCAGCUCAGUGGUGGUCACGAGACCAUGUCGAGAUGUGGGAUGUCAUUCGCUCCCUCGUCCAAGCAGUUGGCGAGGAAGUUCGAGCGAAGCAAAAGGGGGAAGCGUUCGAAGAAGUCCGGAGAUUGCAAGGAGUGGUCUCCGAACUCGAGCGUGUCGUACAGGAUUACGAGGAAGCCGAAGUUGCUUCAUCAGUCGAUCCAAGGAACGACAUGGAAGCCGAGGUCGAAGGAUGGGCAGUCGUUCUGCCUCCCUCCCCCCCUGCGUCUAUCAUCGAAUGCUCGAUGUCCGAAACCGCUCUCGUCUUGGCGCCACCAACAGUUCCCGCCCCGCCAGCGGCGUCAGUUUCACAGGUUGAUCAGGCUGUUGCAGCUAUACCAGCCUCUGAGAGUCCGGAUAGCAAUCGGUCGAAGACACCGACCCUCAUUUUUGCCCCCACAAUUGUCAUUCACCAAGAACAACAGCACUUUGCAACGGAGACUCAGCCUACACCAGAACCAGAACCUCCGCAUGAAGAACCGCAGCGACACCCAAAGCGCCGUCCUCAUUCGCUGGCCGAGACCGCAACCUGUAUCGUCACGGGGCUACUUGUUGGCGCUUUUAUAACUCUGUGUAUAGUUAACUCUCAAAGACGCACCCUCAUUUAUGUCACGUAGGGCCUCGGACAAAGUACGAGAUGGGAAUUGAGAAGUGUUAUAAGAAGGUCGUGAAGUAAAAGGAAGCUUGUAUCGUUACAGUAUAACCUAUUAGAUAUUUAUGCAUCCGUAAUUUGCUUUCUGAUAUGCAACUGAUAUGAUCGAUAUAUACUCGAUCUCUAAUAGUUGUCCAGAUGACCCGUGCGUGCUAGCUAAGGCUCUCGUUAUAGCCCCACCCACGUUCUGUAUUUUACCACGUCUCCUGCAUGACGUUCUACAACAGCAUGCACUUCAUCU
Suillus paluster is the source of this 1986-nucleotide messenger RNA. RefSeq lists its product as uncharacterized. The transcript is spliced from 2 exons. The record is from RefSeq and is a predicted model, not a curated record. Bases 157 to 1710 code for a protein of 517 amino acids. NCBI's taxonomy places the organism in Eukaryota, Fungi, Basidiomycota, Agaricomycetes, Boletales, Suillaceae.